Messenger RNA from Naegleria lovaniensis, 2121 nucleotides. RefSeq lists its product as uncharacterized. NCBI's taxonomy places the organism in Eukaryota, Heterolobosea, Eutetramitea, Acrasida, Naegleriidae. The coding region runs from base 1 to 2121 and encodes 706 amino acids. The record is from RefSeq and is a predicted model, not a curated record. The transcript has a single exon.
AUGUCACCCCCUGCCACAAGCUUGAAUGAUGAAGACAACACAAAUGAAGAUUUAUUUCCUUCGAUCACUUCACCAACCUCCAAAAUCAAAUCUCUUAAAUCUCUCAAAGCUAUCCACAAAGAAAUUUCUUCCAUUCUCAACCCAAAAUUCGAACAAUGUCGAUUUCUCUGUCCAGCCACUCAAAUCAUUUCGGAAACAAGACACCGAGUGGUCAUUCUAUCACUCAUCUAUCAUCGACAAAAUCGAGGAGAAUAUGCUGUAUUUAUAUUUAAUGAAAAUUUAAAAUUGAGAGAAUGUAUUCCGAUGAAGAGUUUUAAUUUUUUUAUUCAAUUACAACAACCACAACUGUUGACCACAAGUGGAACGAAGAGAAAUUAUUUAACGACUUUGGAAGAUCAGGAAAUGAUGAAAAAAUUUUUUGAAAAAUCAUGGAAUGAUGACAACGACGACGACGAUGAAUAUCAAGAUGAUUAUACGGAAUUGAAUGUAAGAGAUUUUAAAGAUGAAUCAUGGAAGACACAUAAAUUCCUUGCAACAUCCACUCGACUCGUUCUCUAUCAAGUCGUGAAUGAGCAAGCUCAGGAUUUUGUGUUUGCAUUUCAAAAUGAUCAACAACUCAUGACAUGUCUCAUGACCUUGUCAGGAAUUUGUUCAGAAUUGGAUGUUGAGAAUGAACAUGUGGAAUUUGAUCAAGUUUUUGAACUUCCCUAUGAUUUGGAAUAUGCCAUGUUUAAAGAUGAAGUAUAUGAUGAAAACAAAUCAAAUAUUUACAAACCUCCCAAUGGUUAUCAAUUUUUCACAUCACUCUCGAAUAUUAAGGAUCAAAUGAAGAGAGCUAACACCUUUAUGAACAUGUCACAACAAUCCAUUUCUUUGAGACAUCAAAUUCAAAGAAGAGCUUUGGAACAAGGUUUUACAAACAAUUCUUCACAAGACAAGUCACAAAAGAGACUUUCCUCGAAAUUGUCUUCGCCAGGUGUCUUCUCAGUAGGAACUCCUCCUCUUUCUUCAUCGUGGAAUCUUUUGAAUGCAUCAUCAAAUUCGAAUAAGGAAGAGAAACGAAAAUCUCUCAAUAACUCUCUCUAUACCUCACUCUUACAAUCCAGUGUCAUGAAUAACAGUAAUAGCAACAAUACUAAUUUACAAUCUAAAUCGACCUUGUCAAAUUUGACACCUCAACCAUUUGAUUGGGUUCUCUUUUUUAUUGAACGCUAUGAAUUGGAUGUGAAUGAAAUUGAAUUUUUAAAUCCACUCUAUCAAGAUAUGGAAGAUGGAGAAGAAUUAACAGAAAUUCAAAUUAUUGAGAAAAAGAAGGCAACCUUGGUCGAGGAAGAUCUUGUCACCAUUUCAACCAUGGUGUCAAAUUCGACAUCCGUCUUGAAGGAUGGACAACACGAAAAGAAGAAUUCUAUUGGAACUGGACCAGAAGAAGACGAAUAUGCAUGGUUAUUGAAACGUUCCGAAUAUGAUAUUGAAGAAUUUGUUAAUUCUAUUCAGAGACAUUUAUGUGUGAAAAGUGAAUCCAAGAAACAUUCUUCAAUCAGUUCAGGCACCACACCAACCAUCAACAAGAAUGGAAAUUCAACUACUACUACUACUACAACGAAUACCACUCCAAAGACAACAAUCACUACUACAUCUGUGAACUCUUCGAAAGGAACAAUACCAACAUUGACGACCAGCAAGAUGGUGACCACAAGUGCUCAAAACAGUGUUGGAGUAUCUCCAGUGUCAUCACCUCAGUCACCACCUCAGAUCAGUUCGACAACAUCACCAACCACUACUUUGACAACAAGUGUUCAAUCUACCUCAUCCGAACCCAUUCCAGUUUCGGGUUAUCAAUCAAGUUUGAUUUCAAAAUUACAAAGCAUGUCAAACCUUACUGGAACCUCACCAGUGGCAACAACAAUGACACCAAAUUCACCUCCUACUAGUGUGGCCAGUUCAACACCUCCUACUUCCAAUGUUAAGGUCAUUGGUUCAAAACAAGCCAAUGUAGCAGCUCAACAACAAAAGGAAGAAGAUGACGACUCGGAUAUUUCGAUUAGUAUUUCUUCUUCUUCUGACGGUGAGGAUGAAGAUGACGAUGAUUUAAUGCUCAGUAGUGAUGAUGAUGAAUAA